Molecule: messenger RNA, 835 nt
Organism: Bubalus bubalis (water buffalo)
Lineage: Eukaryota; Metazoa; Chordata; Mammalia; Artiodactyla; Bovidae
Gene: CEP20
Product: centrosomal protein 20
Exons: 5
Coding region: 16-648 (210 amino acids)
Biological process (GO): microtubule anchoring; cilium assembly
Cellular component (GO): centrosome; motile cilium; ciliary basal body
Molecular function (GO): protein binding
Source: RefSeq, a predicted model, not a curated record
GGCGGCCGUUGAAAAAUGGCGAGUGUCGCCGAGUUGAAGGCCGGUGAGUGCGACUGGGACUUCUAUCUGGUGAAACGUGUCGGCCUUCCGUCUGUGAAAAGGAUAGGACGAAAGGAGGGCCCGCGGAACACUAAAGUCAACCUGUCCCAGGUUUUAAAGGACACUUUGGAAAAAAGAGGAGUGUUAGGGCAUUUAAAAGCAAGGAUUCGUGCGGAAGUUUUCAAUGCCCUUGAUGAUGAAAAUGAACCUCGGCCAUCAUUGUCUCAUGAAAACUUUCUAAUUAAUGAGCUUAUUCGGGAGUAUUUGGAAUUCAACAAAUACAAGUAUACAGCGUCGGUCCUCAUAGCAGAAUCUGGUCAACCUGUAGUUCCACUGGACAGACAGUUUCUCAUCCAUGAACUAAAUGCAUUUGAAGACUCAAAGGAUAAUACAAUACCUCUUUUAUAUGGGAUUUUAGCUCAUUUCUUGCAUGGAACUAAGGAUGACAAGCAAAAUACAUUUCUGAAAGGGUCUUCACUCCAGCCUGCAAACCCAAAUCUUGGCAGACAACCUAGUGGAAGAAAGCAAAUGGAAGAAGACCUGCGGCAGGAGCAGGCGAGGGGCAGCAAUGCUGAAAACCUGCACACUUCACCCACGGUAAAGAGAUGACACUUCCAACUGGGGCUUCUUUGAUCUUAAACUUGUAUGUAUUAAAUAACUUAUUUAUUCUCCCAAUGUCAUCAGAAUUCAUCACUAGUGUUGUACUUUGUAAAAAUGUGAAGUUUCUGCAAAACCUUUAGCCCCUCGUGUUUUACUGCAUUUGUGAAUAAAAGCUAACUCUGUCAUCUAGUUUACA